AACCUAAGCAUGAAAAGAAAGAACACUUCCAAACAAAAUUUAAAAGCUUCAAACCCAGAAUUUGUCUGUCACAUGCAUUCAAAUCGGGUUGCGUUAACUUGUCGGCGACCUAACCAACAUUUCUCACUCCAUCCAUGACUUCCGUUCUAUUUAUAGAUGUACAUCACAUACACUGUUUGAUUCAUGCCUCAAUAAUCUCCAUACAUUUGCGUCAGUCACUAGAAUUCUAAGAUGAUGAGCAGUUCUUCCUCACUAGUUCCGGUUCCGAGUCCCAAAAGGCUAGAAGGCAAAGUGGCAAUUAUCACUGGAGGUGCUAGUGGAAUUGGAGAGAGCACUGCAAGAUUGUUUGUCUUCCAUGGUGCAAAAGUCAUCAUAGCCGACGUCCAAGAUGAACUAGCUCUGUCCCUCUGCAAAGAACUCAACUCAGACGGAGAGUCCAUUUCGUACAUACGUUGCGAUGUCACUAUCGAUUCGGAUGUGAAAAAUGUUGUAGACGUGGCUCUGUCAAAGUACGGAAAGCUUGACAUCAUGUACAACAAUGCAGGCAUAUCCGGCAAAUUGGACCCAUCUAUUUUGGGAGCUGAUGCCGAGAACUUCAAGCAAGUGUUUGAUGUGAACGUCUACGGAGCUUUCUUGGGCGCCAAGCAUGCUGCUAGGGCAAUGAUCGCUGCUAAAAAAGGUGUCAUUCUUUUCACUUCGAGCGUGGCAUCAGCGAGUUGCGGCGAGUCUACGCACGCAUACACCAUGUCAAAGCACGCGGUGGUGGGACUUAUGAAGAGCUUGUGUGUGGAGUUGGGGCAGCAUGGGAUUAGAGUCAAUUGCAUAUCUCCGUGUGCCAUGGCAACCCCGUUGCUGACGAAUCUUAUGGGGAUUGAGAAAAAUACGGUCGAGGAGUUGAUCUGCGCUUCCGCGGUGUUGAAAGGAGCGGUGCCGAGGGCGGAGGAUGUGGCGGAGGCUGCGGUGUACUUGGCGAGUGAGGAGUCUAAAUUUGUGAACGGACUGAACCUUCUUGUGGAUGGAGGUUAUAGCACCACUAAUCAGUCUCUUAGUAUGGUUUUGAGGAAUUUAAUGUCCUCAAACCAGGCUUUGUAAGCAUUAUUCAUUUCUUGUGCUACUACUAUCUAGUCUGCUAUGUUUUGAUCCUUCGCGCUUUCUCUUUUUGAAGUAUGAAUCUUCAUUUCAAUACUCGUCAUUCUCUCUUUUAUGAAACACUGACCUAAUGAGUUGUAACGAGUUAAUUACACAUGCACUCUUAUGAUUUAAGUGAAA
Molecule: messenger RNA, 1269 nt
Organism: Malus domestica (apple)
Lineage: Eukaryota; Viridiplantae; Streptophyta; Magnoliopsida; Rosales; Rosaceae
Product: short chain aldehyde dehydrogenase 1-like
Molecular function (GO): oxidoreductase activity
Source: RefSeq, a predicted model, not a curated record